Molecule: messenger RNA, 1592 nt
Organism: Olea europaea var. sylvestris
Lineage: Eukaryota; Viridiplantae; Streptophyta; Magnoliopsida; Lamiales; Oleaceae
Product: F-box protein SKIP23-like
Exons: 2
Coding region: 441-1493 (350 amino acids)
Source: RefSeq, a predicted model, not a curated record
CCUUUUGGAUAUCAAAAUUUACCUUCCUUUUAUGCCGAAAAUACCAAGUGGUCCAUUUUCAUGGUGGUUUUUCCACCGCCCAAUAUUCUGUCACCCAGUGUCUCACGGCUAAAGUAGAAUAAUCCUUUUCAUAAUUGUCAAUAAAACCAGUCCUCAAGAAAUACGGUGCUAAUAAUAAGGAAUAAUUAAUUUUGAGUGUAAUUGCAAGGAGCUCCCGCUUGAGCCUGCCUCAGCCUGAAACCAGUGGGAAGUCCAAGAAAUGGUAAAUCACUUGAUCGUUGGCCGCCGGAGCAGCCCCUUUUCUUCAAGUGAAUACAAAUGAUGAACUUUUGCUCGAGCGAAUCAUCACAAAUGGAUAUUAUCUCCCGUUUAUAUGAGUACAGUUGAUUGAAGGCCUGAAGUCUCUAGCCUGAUUAACUGUCUUUUCAUCCAGCAGCACAAUGGUUGAUUGGUCGAAGCUUCCAUAUGACCUCGUUGUAUCAAUAGCGAAUCAAUUGUUUGAAGUUGAGGAUUUUCUUUCGUUUUCGACUGUUUGUCGAUGUUGGCGACUGGUUUAUCUCAAGAAACAUUGGAUUCCAAAUCAUCAUAUUCCUUGGCUCAUGCUCGGUGAGUACACUGAAGGUGACGUCUCCAUAAGACAAUUCUUAAGUUUGACCCGAUUUAAGAUCUACAAAUUCCCUCUACCAGAAGCUAAUGGUUGCCGUUGCUGGGGAACCUCUCAUGGGUGGAUUGUGACUCUAAGUCAAAGUUUUGCGAUUCGUCUCGUGAACCCUCUCACUCGAGCUUGCCUCGAUCUUCCUCACCAUUCCAUGUUGAGGAGCCAAGGUGAUAUUGAAGUUGAUUGGUUUGCAGCCAUACAAAAAGCCGUUGUCUUAAAAGUUCGGGAUGAUUUUGUGACGAUGGUUAUAUAUAGAUACAAUCGCUGUCUGUCUUUUGCUAAAUAUGGAGAUGGUGCAUGGACCGUUGUUCCGUUCUCCAAUCUGGUUUACCUUGUAAAUAUUGUGUGUUUUAAAGAUAGAGUUUUGGUACUUACGAUGGUUGGAACACUAAUACUUAUUGAAAUGGAGGGGCCUGAUGGUCCAAGAGCACGCUGCAUUGCUUCACCACCGGGCGAUGAAAGGGGUUGGGAGAACAUGUAUUUGGUAGAAUCAUCAGAAAGUCUUCUGCUCGUACUGCACUAUAAUCAUCGCUCAACGCACAGGUUUAAAGUUUACAAGUUUGAUAUAUUCAAAAGGAAGUGGAUGGCAGCAGUGGACUUGGGGAACAAUGUAUUAUUGAUCGAUAAUUAUGGUUGUACUUCAGUUUCUGCUUGUGGCUCCAUCAAACCUAAUUGCAUCUACUUUGCACAAGAUAACUUGGGAUCUUCAGUGGUACCUCAGCAAGAACUGAAAAUGAUUGUGUUCAACAUCAAGGAUAACAGAACUGAUGUUCAGCGACUUAAUGCUUCUAGUUUUUAUGACUGUCCAGUGUGGACAACGCCUGCUCUUCGGUAGAAAGUAUUUUUCUUUUCUGUUUGUGUAUGUUUGAUGGUGUCUAAAAACUGAUUGUAUAAAGAGCCUAAAAAAAAAUUAAUCUGAAAUCUUCUCUUGUCA